This is a messenger RNA of Miscanthus lutarioriparius, 1485 nucleotides long. The record is from the annotation of a GenBank genome assembly. NCBI's taxonomy places the organism in Eukaryota, Viridiplantae, Streptophyta, Magnoliopsida, Poales, Poaceae.
AUGGCGGCGGCGAUCGCCGGUGCGGUGGUGGCCGCGCUCCUGCUUCUGUAUCAGUGGACUAUCCUAAAGAUACACCUAGUUGAGAAGUUGGGCUUGCUAUUUUUCAAGUUAAGAUACCUUGUUUCAAAUGAAAGUGGCCUCAUUGGGCAUCCCACCAUUUUUCAUGUGAAGGGUUGUGAUAACAUCCUAGCACAGCUUCACACUGCACAUCCAGAAUUUUGUGACAAAGUUGGAGGAAUUCUAGCCAUGCAUAUUGAUGACUUAAGGGCUCUAGCACCUCUGUGGCUCUCAAAAACUGAAGAAGUGAGGCAGGAUAAGUCCCAUUGGUCAACCAAUAUUACUGGUGAUAUAUAUGGCAUGGGUUGGAUCAAUGAGAUGUAUGGGUAUUCAUUUGGUGCUGCAGAACUUCAUUAUCUGGUCCUCAUGAACAGGUACCCUGCAAUUAACAAACCUGCAGCAGUUCUCCAUUGGCUCAACCAUGUGCAGACUGAUGCUGAGUUCCUUGUUAUCCUAUAUGCUGAUACGAUCAUGAGAGGCCCCAUCACCCAAUGGGAAUAUGGUGCAAAACGUGGUCAUCCUGUUUCUACUCCUUAUGAGUACCUCAUUGGUUGUGAUAACAUACUUGCAAAGAUACACACUCGCAAUCCCUCUGCAUGUGAUAAGGUUGGCGGUGUCAUUAUCAUGCAUAUAGAUGAUCUUCGGCGUUUUGCUCUGCUGUGGCUUCACAAAUCAGAGGAGGUUCGUGCAGACAAAGCUCACUAUGCAACAAACAUUACUGGCGACAUAUAUAAUUCUGGCUGGAUUAGCGAGAUGUAUGGCUACUCUUUUGCAGCAGCUGAGAUCAACCUGCGACACAUCAUUAGGAGGGACAUAAUGAUAUAUCCAGGUUAUGUUCCACUGCCUGGGGCAAAAUACAGGGUUUUCCAUUAUGGUUUGAGAUUUGGAGUUGGUAAUUGGAGCUUUGACAAGGCUGAUUGGAGAAAUGCUGAUGUGGUAAAUACAUGCUGGGCCAAGUUCCCUGAACCACCUGAUCCUGCUACGAUCAUGAAACAAGAUCUAGAUGCACGGGAGAGGGAUCUUCUCAGCAUUGAAUGCGGGAGAGCUUUGAAUAAAGCCCUAUACCUGCACCAAAAGCGCAGAAAUUGCCCCCAGCUAGGCACCAUUCGCAGCACAUCUAGGAAAGCUGAUCAACAAGUUUCUGCUUCUAACAAAAUGGAGAGAGUUCCACAAAAGUCAAGAAGUACAAGUAGAGAAAACAUAGAGUCCAUGGUUGAUGGAAGGGAGAAGACUGUUGAAAGGACUGCAGCUACUGUACAACCUCUACAUAGAUCAAGGAGACUGGCCAGGUCUUCUAGGAUGUGGAUAAUUGCUGUGUGGGCAUUAUCAAUUGUGGUGUUCUUAUUGGUAAUCUCCAUGUUCUUCACUGAGCAAAGGAGAAAUGUUUCGAGAUCUAGGGUUUCUAGAAGUUUAAAGGCCCAUGUCUGA